This is a messenger RNA of Suncus etruscus (white-toothed pygmy shrew), 1050 nucleotides long. It is a transcript of the gene CCR3, whose product is annotated as C-C motif chemokine receptor 3. Gene Ontology annotation, molecular function: C-C chemokine receptor activity. Gene Ontology annotation, biological process: inflammatory response; chemotaxis; G protein-coupled receptor signaling pathway. The transcript has a single exon. Bases 1 to 1050 code for a protein of 349 amino acids. Gene Ontology annotation, cellular component: membrane; cytoplasm. The record is from RefSeq and is a predicted model, not a curated record. Lineage: Eukaryota; Metazoa; Chordata; Mammalia; Eulipotyphla; Soricidae.
AUGGCUGAGAACUUUGGAUCCACAACUUAUGACUACAAGUUGGCCGAACCAUGUGAAAAAGUCAACAUCAAAGAUCUGGGGGCCAAGCUGCUGCCCCCACUGUACUCCCUGGUGUUUGUGGUGGGUUUGCUGGGCAAUGUAGUUGUGGUGGUGAUCCUGACAAAAUACAGGAGACUUAGGAUUAUGACCAAUAUCUUCCUGCUAAAUUUGGCCAUUUCUGACUUGCUCUUUCUAUUCACUCUGCUUUUUGGGAUUCACUAUGUUAGAUGGAAUGAGUGGGUUUUUGGUCAUCAUAUGUGUAAACUCCUUUCGGGGCUUUAUUACAUGGGUUUGUAUAGUGAAAUCUUUUUUAUCAUCUUGCUGACUGUAGACAGGUACUUGGCCAUUGUCCAUGCAGUGUUUGCCCUUCAGGCCCGAACAGUCACUUUUGGUAUCAUAAGCAGUGUAUCCACCUGGUGCCUGGCUGGGCUAGCAGCCCUCCCUGAAUUUAUAUUCCACAAAUCUCAAGACGAUUUUGGACAAUCUGUCUGCAGCCCUGAUUACCCAAAGGAUGAAGAAGAUUCUUGGAAGCGUUUCCACGCUCUGAGAAUGAAUGUCUUUGGUCUUGCUCUGCCAGUGCUAGUCAUGGUUUUCUGCUACGCAGGAAUCAUUAAAACCCUACUGAGAUGCCCUGGAAAAAAGAAGUACAAGGCCAUCCGGCUCAUUUUUGUCAUCAUGGUGGUCUUUUUUAUUUUCUGGACACCCUACAACCUAGUUCUUCUGCUCUCUGCUUACCAAUCUGUCUUCUUUGAAGACAGCUGUGAACGAAGCAAACAACUGGACUUGGCCAUGCAGGUAACCGAAGUGAUUGCCUAUACACACUGCUGUGUCAACCCUGUGAUCUAUGCCUUUGUGGGUGAGAGGUUCCGGAAGUACCUUCGCCACUUUUUCUACAGGCACAUCGCGAUCUACCUAGGAAAAUACCUCCCCUUCCUUCCUAGUGAGAAACUAGAAAGAGCCAGCUCUAUAUCGCCAUCCACAGGGGACCAGGAACUCUCUGCUGCCUUUUAG